Erpetoichthys calabaricus (reedfish) is the source of this 2838-nucleotide messenger RNA. It is a transcript of the gene pdap1a, whose product is annotated as pdgfa associated protein 1a. Gene Ontology annotation, cellular component: cytosol. NCBI's taxonomy places the organism in Eukaryota, Metazoa, Chordata, Cladistia, Polypteriformes, Polypteridae. The transcript has 6 exons. The record is from RefSeq and is a predicted model, not a curated record. Gene Ontology annotation, molecular function: RNA binding. Bases 159 to 635 code for a protein of 158 amino acids.
GCGGUCGCGGGUUGCGAAUUGUAGUGGUGUGAAUGUGUGUUGGAAAGGCGGCUGGCAAGCGGAUAACCAGGCCUGAGGUGUCCUGUAUUUUUAUAAACAUAUCAUUUAGUUUAGAUUUAAUAUUAUAACUAUAUAGUACCCCGUUUAUAAGAAAAGACAUGCCUAGAGGAGGUAAGAAAGGAUAUAAAGGCCGGGGGAAGCAGUUUACUAAUCCAGAAGAGAUUGACCGACAAAUGAAAGCAGAACGAGAGAAGGAGGAAAAUGGUGGUGCUGCUCCAGAAAGUGAAUCUGACUCUGAAGAUGAAAGCAGUGAGGAAGAGUGUGAUAGAAAGAAGAAGGGAGUGGAAGGUUUAAUUGAGAUUGAGAAUCCAAACAGAGCAUCUCAGAAGAGCAAGAAAGUAGCUGAAGUGGAUUUAAGUGCACCCCGUGAACUCUCGCGUCGAGAGAGAGAGGAGAUAGAAAAGCAACAAGCCAAAGAGCGCUAUAUGAAAUUGCAUCUAGAAGGAAAGACUGAGCAGGCACGAGCAGACUUGGCCCGUCUGGCACUUGUGAAGAAACAGAGAGAGGAAGCAGCACGCAAGCGGGAAGAACUAAGAAAAGUAAAAGAAGAGGCAGAGGCAAGAGGAAAGCGUUAAUUCAUUGGCAAAUCCAGGAGUUGGAACAAUAAUCUGAAUGAUGGCGGAGUUGAGUGGGAACUGUAGAAUGGGAUGUUUGACUGAAUAUGAAAGGACUCCCUGUUGUCUGUAUGUUUUUUUUUCAGAAUCCACCCCCCCCAUUGUUCAGUUCCACUACUGAUUUUUGUUCAUUGGCAAUAGUAAAAUUAAUAAAGUUUUACCUGUUAUCUCUUAGAGGGAUGGUAUUUAUAUGUAUAACACCAUUCCCCAUUUAAAAGGUGCAUCAUUUUCAUAGAAAGUGAGGCGUGUCACUCUACGAAAAAACUUACUGCAAAAAGUUCAUGGCAUCAGCUACACUACAGUAAAGGUUUUGCAUUUCUUAAAAUAUCUACUGUUAGGUGGGGUUUUAAAUGCCAUUAUUAAAAAAAAUAAGAUGCAAGAUUAAUUUCCUUAGCAUAAAAUUUCCCCUCUGGAUCUGGUGUAGCUUCUUAUUAAAACAUAGUUUUGUGUAUAUUUGUAUUGUGUUCUUUAUUAUGUGCUUAAAUUUGCCAUUUAGUCUGAAUAGCUAAGAAGGUGCCUAAACAAACAUUCCUUAGGUUGCUGAAACAAAGUGGAUCAGGCUUGUUGUUCUGUAUGUUGGUGAACUUUGGUCUUUAAAAAAAAAAAACCUAGGCAUUCCUUUUCUCCUUUUGAUUGGAAUGUGUGACCACUUUUGUUUUUACUGGAGGUCUCCAUUUAUGUCUGUCCUAGUAAUAUACAUUUCUAGUGGCCCCUAAUUCAUUGCUGUGUGUGCUUUUCAUUGCCAAAAAAUGUGACAACAGGUCUGUCACAUGCAGUUAAUUCUGUGUUUGUUGAGAUGGUUGCAUAUGUUCCAUUUGAUUUACGUUCAUGGAAGGCAGUGGGUUAAAAAUAGUUAAUUUAGAGCAAGGGUUCCCAAACUUUUUUCAGCCGCAGACCCCUUUACCAAAAACUUUUAAAACCGUCGACCUCCUAAUUACAUGCAAUGGUUUUUCAUAUCCGCACUUGCUUUGAUAUGUUCGAUAAGACAAUGAACAGACAUGUUUGUGCUACAUGUAUUUUCAUGCAUUCUUACGUGUGACUCUUUUAAUGACACAUUUUACCUUUUCGUUCGCAAAUUUGGUAUGUAAUGUGUUUUUUUUAAAUGAUUUUACUUCUUAAUUAGGUACCUAUUGGAAUCAUAGAUAUUUUGAAGUAACAAACAAAUAGCAGUAGUAAGGGGGUCUAUUUUUGCUGUCGUUGACCCCCAAAUUUUUUCAUUGAAACUAUCGACCCCUAGAAAGUUCAAAUCGACCCCAGGGGGUCAAUAUCGACCACUUUGGGAACCCUUGAUUUAGAGCAUAAAAUGGUUAUUGAAAAAAUUAGACACAUUUCCUUUUCAGACAUUUUAGCCUUUAAAUCACCAUGGUUGCACCUGAUUAACUAUUGUUUUGUUUACUAACGGUGACCUAGACUUUGAAAUAUGUUUUAUUUUUAGGUGAAGAUAUGUUAUUUUUUUAACAGUCUGAAGAAACGUUUUGUUUUUAGAGAUCACUUUCAGUGAUGUGAAAUUGCCAUAGACUUUUUCAUGCCAUAUUCAGGCCACAGGGUGUGAUUUUUAAUUGCAAGAUAAGUAUAAAAAGUUCAUUAAAAAUGUUAAAUGGAUUUGUUGUCCAUGCAUCACAAUUUAGAAUUUGAGGGCACUACAUUUGUUCGUAAUGUUACAUUAUGUUACAUGAAGCGAUCACCAGCUAGAUAUUUAAGCCUGGAAGACAUAUACUGAGUGACUGUAAGCCUUACAUGAUUGUGACUUGUACCUUGUUUGUUGUGAGGGAAAUAACUGACAAGCCCGUUUAAACUAUUAGGGAGCUGCUAAAUGAUGCUGUAUUCUUAUAAUGCUGCAGUUGGGUUGUGGAACAGCCAUUUUUUUUAUAUGAUGUGUGUACACCAUUGCAAUGAUGAUUGGUUUCAGUGAAUUGUUGUGGUGGUUAUAUUCACUUGAGAAAGCUUUAGUGUUUCUUUGAAGAGUGCAUUUCAGAACUGAAGUAUUUUAAGGCAUUUUUGAAAUCUUCUGCAAUAUUUUAAAGACAAGUCUCAUUCUAAUUUCUAGGUUCCUCUUCUAAAAUAGCUAUCAGUCCCCCAGGUGGCAGCACAUUAAGCAGGAACAGAAGGCAGUAUUUACAUAUUAAUGCUUUGUUUCCACUUUGUAAUAUUUAAAAAAACAAAA